AUGCCUCGCAUCAGGGUUGCAAUCAUUGGCUUCGGCAACUGGGGAUCUGCAAUAGCACGUAUAAUUGGUGCUAAUACUGCAAAGUACAAAGAUUAUUUUGAAGAAACCGUUAAAGCCUGGGUUUUUGAAGAGAAAGUGGAUGGGGAGAAUUUGACUGAUAUUAUAAAUAAGAAGCAUGAAAAUGUUAAAUACUUGCCUGGUGUAGAGAUCCCGACAAAUGUGGUUGCAGUUCCUGAUCUAAUAGAAGUUGUAAAAGACGCAGAUGUGUUGGUGUUUGUUAUUCCUCAUCAGUUUGUUGAGAAUGUUUGCACCAAGUUACAAGGAAAUGUUAAAUCCACAGCAAUUGCCAUUACUUUGAUUAAGGGGUUACUGCAUCAGAAGGAAGGUGGAAUACUGCUUGUUAGUGAAGAAAUAAAGAAGUAUUUGAAAAUCGAGGUCGCCGCUUUGAUGGGUGCAAAUCUUGCUAAAGAAGUAGCGAAUAACGAUUUUUGUGAGGCCACUAUAGGAUGUGUUGCUGGCAAUGAAACAAGGAUGAUGUGGAAAAGACUCUUCCACACUGAGAAUUUCCAAGUUAAUGUGGUGGAUGAUGUUGUCACUGUUGAACUUUGCGGAGCUUUAAAGAAUAUAAUCGCUUGUGCAGCGGGUUUAAGUGAUGGAUUAGGCCACGGAGAUAACACGAGAGCUGCAAUUAUUCGUUUAGGUUUUAUUGAAGUCAUGAAGUUUGUCGAGUGCUUCUAUAAUGUUUCCAAUAUGAAAGUGUUUUUUGAAAGUUGUGGAAUCGCUGACCUUAUCGCAUCUUGUAUCGGUGGAAGGAAUCGUCGAGUUUGUGAAGCUUUUGUAAAAGCCAAUAAGCCGUUCCCCGAGGUUGAAAAGGAGGUUUUGAAAGGACAGAGUGCCCAGGGACCUCUCUGUGCUGCAGAAGCUUCUGUCAUGAUCAGAAAAGCCAAGUUGGAGUCGAAGUAA
Molecule: messenger RNA, 963 nt
Organism: Enterobius vermicularis (human pinworm)
Lineage: Eukaryota; Metazoa; Nematoda; Chromadorea; Rhabditida; Oxyuridae
Source: the annotation of a GenBank genome assembly